Messenger RNA from Mytilus californianus (California mussel), 1043 nucleotides. Its product is annotated as low-density lipoprotein receptor-related protein-like. Bases 111 to 890 code for a protein of 259 amino acids. Gene Ontology annotation, molecular function: protein binding. The record is from RefSeq and is a predicted model, not a curated record. Gene Ontology annotation, cellular component: plasma membrane. Lineage: Eukaryota; Metazoa; Mollusca; Bivalvia; Mytilida; Mytilidae. The transcript has 8 exons.
CACUAAAAUUAAACGACAAAUGUCAUAUGUACUAUUGAAAUAGUAUAAAUACUUAGGACUAGGGUCUUUCAUGGCUAUUAUAUGAACAUAUUUGUCUCAGACAGGACAAAAUGAAUUAUCUUCCGUUGACAAUCUUUGUGAAUGCAUUCUGCACAGCAUUUUCAAUAUCAGUUGCAGAAAACAAUUGUGAAAAUGGUGGGACAAAAUGCAAGGAUAACGUGCAAUGUAUUCCAAGGGGUGGACUAUGUAAUGGAUAUGUCCAUUGUGAAGAUCAAUCUGAUGAAGAUCCUGAAUUCUGCAAAAAUUUCAACUGUUCAAGUGGGGCUUUGAAAUGUAAAAAUAACAUAGAAUGUGUAAGUCGAGAUUCUCUAUGCAAUGGAUAUAAAAAUUGUAACGAUGAAUCUGAUGAAGAUCCAGAAAUCUGCAAAGAUUUCCAGUGUCCAAGUGGCUAUAUUAAAUGUAGAGACAACUUGCAAUGUUUUCGCAUUAAUUUCCUAUGUGCAGGAACAGAAGAUUCCUUCUGUCACGAUCGGUCAGAUAUUGACCCAGAGUUUUGUAGAGCCAACGCACCGGAAUGUCCCAAAGGGGAAGUAAGAUGUAAGAAUGGAGUACACUGUGUUAAUCCAAGGUACCAAUGUGAUGGUCUUGUUCAUUGUCCAGAUAAGUCAGACGAAGACGUAAACAUGUGUGGAGCUAAACAAUGUCAGCCUUAUGAGGUUAAAUGUAAAAAUGGAUUACAAUGCAUUUUUAAAUCUUACCUCUGUGACAAAGAAGCAGACUGUGAUGAUAAAUCUGAUGAAGAUGAAGAUAGCUGCAAGGAAGCAAAAAGAAAUAUACAUAAUUUCCUGGACUAUCACAGAGCAGUGCGUGGACUACAGAAAUCAAAAUAAAGAUAUCUAAAUAUUGAUGUCUUCAACUGUGCAUGACAUUUUAGCUAAUUUUUGGUAUUUCCAAUUGAACAUUGUAUACCAGAUUUACACUAAUGAAAUAUAAGCACAUGAUAUUAGAAAAAAAUCAUAUUAAUUAAAGCAUAAUUUAACUUA